Suricata suricatta (meerkat) is the source of this 518-nucleotide messenger RNA. It is a transcript of the gene TSHB, whose product is annotated as thyroid stimulating hormone subunit beta. The record is from RefSeq and is a predicted model, not a curated record. Lineage: Eukaryota; Metazoa; Chordata; Mammalia; Carnivora; Herpestidae. Gene Ontology annotation, biological process: G protein-coupled receptor signaling pathway. Bases 7 to 483 code for a protein of 158 amino acids. Gene Ontology annotation, molecular function: hormone activity. Gene Ontology annotation, cellular component: extracellular region; cytoplasm. The transcript is spliced from 3 exons.
UAUAAAAUGAACCAAGAGCUUUUAGUCUGGGUCAUUAUACCAUCAGCUCACCAAUGCAAAGUAAGCAUGACUGCAAUCUACCUGAUGUCCAUGAUUUUUGGCCUUGCAUGUGGGCAAGUGAUGUCUUUUUGUUUUCCAACUGAGUAUGUGAUGCAUGUCGAAAGGAAAGAGUGUGCUUAUUGCCUAACCAUCAACACCACCAUCUGUGCUGGAUAUUGUAUGACACGGGAUAUCAAUGGCAAACUGUUUCUUCCCAAAUAUGCUCUGUCCCAAGAUGUUUGUACAUAUAGAGACUUCAUGUACAAGACUGUGGAAAUACCAGGAUGCCCUUACCAUGUUAAUCCCUAUUUCUCUUACCCUGUAGCUGUAAGCUGUAAGUGUGGCAAGUGUAAUACUGACUACAGUGACUGUAUACAUGAGGCCAUCAAGACAAAUUAUUGUACCAAACCUCAGAAGUCCUAUGCGGUGGGGUUUUCUAUCUAACUUCAAUAGUGAUGUAACUUGCAAUUCAGUUAAGU